Drosophila pseudoobscura is the source of this 3377-nucleotide messenger RNA. RefSeq names its product lethal (3) 05822. Gene Ontology annotation, molecular function: protein binding. Gene Ontology annotation, cellular component: ESCRT-0 complex. The record is from RefSeq and is a predicted model, not a curated record. The coding region runs from base 790 to 2652 and encodes 620 amino acids. The transcript is spliced from 4 exons. Gene Ontology annotation, biological process: protein transport to vacuole involved in ubiquitin-dependent protein catabolic process via the multivesicular body sorting pathway. Lineage: Eukaryota; Metazoa; Arthropoda; Insecta; Diptera; Drosophilidae.
GUCCGCGGUCACACUGGUGGUAAGCGCGGAGAAAAAAUUUUAACAAAAAUUGCGUUGGAACGCCCAUUUGAAAGAAUAUUUAACAAUAAAAAAAGUGUAGAACUACUCAGUGCAUUGGUGCUGUAUUCCCCAGUUGCGCGGCAGAGUGUUGGGUCCCAGAGAACAAGUCGGUACAAAGAUUUCGCUUUUGUUGCCUCUCUGAUGAGGGAAUGUGUGCCGUGGUGUGUGUGCGUGCGUGUAAUUAAACAAAAGUAUUAAGCAAAAGUUACAUAUUUUGCAAUCCGCGCCCGUCUACUACGGAGGAAAAAAGGCAGAUACAAAGGCAGACAGACAAUUGUCACAGUUGCAGCUGCGUCGCAGGCUGCACUUCCUACAACGGUUUUUGGGCCCCUGCUCCUGGAUUUGCAGCUGCUGUUAUUUGGCUGACGUUGUUGUUGUCAUACUCGCACACACACACCACCUCUCGUUAACUACCUUGAAAGCCGUCGAGGCAGAGCGAGAGGGAAAGACAGAAGGCGCGCGCGGUAAAAAGUGCAAAGUUGAUGCCGUUCAAAUAAGCUUGGACACUGUGUGCUGUCAGUGUGUGCGUUUGUUACUGUUGUUCGUGUGUGCGUUUGUGCGUGAGCACAGGCAUUAGUCAUUUUUGGCCUGGGCUAAAACUGGACUGGAAGAUUGGGCCUGGCCUGGUCUUUCGCUCUUGUUCGUUGAUCCCCAGCAACACAUCAUUUGGAGAGCAUCAACCAAAGAGGGACACAUCAAAGUCAUCUGUGCGGAUCGUCAAAAGGCGACAUGACCAUUCCAUCGCGACCGGCGCCAGCACCGCCCGGAUCACGGGGCCAGAGCGCCGCGGCUGGAGCCAAUGCCAGCCUGGAUCAGCUGCGUCUGCAGCUCCAGCAGCAGCACCUGCAGCAGCAGCAGCAGUCGCACGGCGGUAGUCUCCAGAAGCUAACCAUCAAGCUCCCUCCGCCGCCCAGGGGGCCGCUGCAGCAGCAGCAGUCGCUGAAUGCGCAGCACAAGAGAUCCAACAACAACAAUCUCUUUGAGGUGCAGACGGGCUCCAGCAUCACACGAAAGUUCCCACAGGCGCGGUACACGCCAACCACCAACUGGGACGACGACCCCUUCGGAGGGGGAGGAGGCGGAGCUGCUGCCAAUGGAAAUGGCAACUUCAGGAAGAUGCCACCGCCGCGACCGCCGCCGCCGAAGGUGCAGGUGCAAGUGAAUGGACAGAAGAUUGCCUCCACAGGCCAAUCGGCGACGUCGACCGGUGGCGGGGGCAGCCUCAUCUCCAACAUCUUUCACCGCAAGAAGACAUCGUCCACGGCAGCGGCUGCUGCUUCCAAGGCCGUAGUGCAGAGUCGCGUCUACGGCCUGAGCAGCGGCCAUGCCGGGACGACGGCACCCACAGCAGCAGCAGCAGCUGCGGCGGGCAGUGGGGGGUUCAGCAACACGGAUUGGAAUGCUGCUUGGAACACGGCCACCACCACCGCCCCCAUAACGAGCAGCAGCAGCAGCAGCAGCAGCGCCUACUACUCACAGACGACUAGCAAUGCGGCUGCGGCUGAUGGACAGCUCAUCAGCUUCGACUCGCCGCCGUCGUCGCCCACCUUCACCCAAAAGUCCAACAGCGACUGCGUGAGUGUCGACAGCUUCAGCUCGGAUAGCAACUUCAGUUCGCCCCACAACGGCAGCGUCUCGCAGCCGGAGAGCGGGUUCGAGGACGACUACCAUCGACUAUCCCGACCGGCCACCCAGAGUCCCCUCGAUCCCUGGGAGGCGGUGGACAGUGGCGGCCACAGCGGCGGGGUGGACAGCUUUGGCGCGGCAGCGGUGCGUCAGACGUACCAGACAUCCAAUCAGGUCCGCUCGUCCGAUAAUCCUUUGUGCAACGGCAAGAGCCUGCUGCCGCCCACACAAUCGCUGACCAUGCCCACCAUCAUCAAGCCGAAGAUUUCGCAGAAGCCGAAGGCUCCCAGGGCUCCGCCGUUCGUCGGUGGAAUGCCACCCGGCUACGGAGGAGCCUUCAAUCCGCCCUCUCCGCCCAUGCCCAAGGGGGCUCCGCCACCACUGCCCUCCUCUGUGGGAAGUGCAGCGGCAGGAAUCUCGAUGCUGGACGUGAUUGCGGGCAGGGUGGAUGCCAUGGCCCUCAGCAAUGGCUGCUCGGGCUACGUCGAAGAGGAGGUGAAUCCAUACGCCAUUGCCCUAUACGACUUUGACGGCGUCGAAGAGGGCGAUCUUAGCUUUAGGGAAAACGAGAAAAUCUAUCUGCUGGAUCAGCCCACACCUGAAUGGAUGCGCGGACGCACGCGCUCCGGCUGCGAGGGUAUUUUCCCGGUCACUUAUGUGGACAUCAAAGUGCCCCUGGGUGCGGGUGUCUCACAAUCACAUCCACAAGCACAGGCGCCGCCUCAGCAGCAACAACAGCAGCAGCAGACGCAACAGCACCAGAGCCAAAAUAAUGAGCCCACUGCGCUCUGUUUAUAUCACUUCCCCGGCGGGGUCGAAGGAGAUCUGCCAUUGCAGGAGAACGAACUGGUCACAGUGCUUUAUAGGAUAAACGAGGAGUGGCUGUUCGGCGAGGCGGGAGGACGGCAGGGCCAGUUUCCGGCCAAUUUCCUGGACCAAGUGCCCGACAACCUGCCGACGCUGUAAGGGACCAAAAACCCGAACCCGAACCACAAACCCUAGAUAUAUAUGUAAUGUAUACACGAUACAAAUGUCGAUAGUGUCGAAGGGGAGCGAACUGAACCAUUUACACACACACACAAACACAAACAGAUUAUAAUUAUAGAAUUGUAUUUUUGCUAUAUCCGAAACACAUUACAUGAUACGAUAUAAGAUAAGAGAGCAGAGAACUAUGUUUAAGCCGAUCAAAGGAUUUCCAGCUUAUACACUGGACUGAACUUUGGAUUGAUUUUAUGCUUAGCCCGCGAAUGGAAUUGUUUGUUGAAUUCAUGCAUUCGAUCGAUGUUUACGUAUUGAAUUUGAAGUAUUUGCCCAGCCGCCUAUAUAUCCCUAUGUACCCUACAUACACCCUAUGCCCAUACAGAGCAAAGAAAUGGGGAAAAAAACAUUGUAAAUAAGUUAUAUUUUACGUGAUUGUCUAUUAAUGUUUAAUUAUUUAAAUCGAGUUUAGUUAGACGCUUAGUUAGGCACAUUAACCGAUUCCAAUUGAUGGUUCAAACCCUUUUUUUUGAUUCUAUGUAUUGUAUUGUUACGUUACGUUCAAGUGCUCGAAGGAUGCCUUUGCUUAUAUCUCUCCUAAUCGCAAUUGCAUAUCCUAGAGGGUGCCGCCCCGCUUAUGAUGUAUCAGGAUAUCACAUAUCCCCGCUAAGAAAGAAAUAUAUUGAAAUAAACGAUGUAUACAAACCUGGAAA